AUGCAGGCCGAAUCGUCUCAUCCUCCCCGCACUGCUUUGGCUGCAAGCGGCAUCGUUCCGAUACAGUCCACAUCACCAUACUUGGCAGCAGCUCCACCAGGUCUCUUUGCUUCGCCUCCCGUUGCUCAGUCGCCUCUAUUUGAUCCAGCAUCCCAGGGCCAACAGCAGCAACAGCAACAGCAACAGCAACAACAUAACCAACACAUCCACCAUCAACCGCAGCCACCACCGCCAUUGCAGCAUUCCAAUCUCAUUGCUGCAAACGGCGCUUUCCAGCAUCCAGCAGCACGCGGCUUCCACUCAAUCGUGCAUGAUCCAUCUGGCCCUUCGAAUGAAGCUGCUUUCCGCGUACCCGACGUCCCACGUACUGCACCUGUGAUCGACUACGGCAAUCCAUACCAGCAGCAGCUCGACUCACAUAUCCACUUGCAGCAGCAGCACCAUCCGCAUCCAGUCCCGUACCAUCCAAGCCUCUACGCUUCGACAUCCUACUCCUCGCUUGCAGGCUCAAGUCCCGUACCCGACUUUCCAUCUGGCUUCCCCUCGCACAGCGCAUACACACAUUCAGAUUUGGGCACGAUGCCGCCGAAUCCGAUGAUGCGAUACAACUCCUUCGCCAUGUCUGGCGAUGCGUCCUCCAGCGGAACGCCAGGGCCUAUGACACAGCAGGACAUCGACAACUUACUUGCCAUGUCUCGUGCACAGGCAGGCAACCACGGUGAUGCCAGUGCCUUCCCUUGCACGUACUGUGACAAGGUCUACACCGGCAAACACGCUCGUAGUAUCUGGCGUCGCCAUCUUCAGGACAAGCACAACAUUCCUCUCAGCGCACAACCCCGUCGAACUCGAUGGGAUGGCGAUGUCAACCGACCCAAGAAUGCCGAAGAGCGCCGCGCACGUAUGCUCGAAAGCAAGCGUAGAUGGGCGAGAAAGAAGCGUUUACAAGAGAAACAGGCGGCCCAGGCGGGAAAGUCUGGUAGCAACACGCCUAACCUCGAAGACACUGAUGACGAGGGUGAUGACGGGGAUGAUGGAGCUGAUGCUGACAUUUCCGGCAUGUCGAUGAGCUUCCCUCAAGGUGGAAAUGGGGAUGGCGGCGAUGACACUUUCUCAAUGCCAACGCCGGCCGAAGCUCAUAGGAGAGCCUCGCUCAAGGCAGAGUCGAUUGCACACUGGGAGACUUCGCAUCAGACGUUUGCAUCCCAAGGCCCAGCCAAGCGACAAGCAUUGGCUCCUUCAACCGCAUCCAAUGUUGCGGGUCCUAGCACAACGCCUUCGCAGUAUCCUACCGCGUUGCCAUUGAUGAGUGGUGGCGCCUUUGUCGCACAAGAGCUUGCAGCAGCCAGCGGCGGCAUGUACUCUAGCUCGCCCAUGCGUCGUCUUGGUCUCUCCAUCGCACUCCCACAACCUCACCAACAACAGCAAGGGAUGGGUCCGACAAUGCUCUCCAACCCCAACGAAAGCUUUAGCUCCAACAGCAGCGAGUACUCGCAACCCGGCUCGGCCAGCUUCUUCAACGACAGCUUUGGAGGCAACAUGAGCAACUCCGGUAGCGAGACUGCCAACACUUCAAUUGAUACUCCUGCGACGACUUGGCCUGCUCUACCUCCUAUCGAUGGCGACAAGGUUGCAGCUGCGAUGCAAGGUCAACCUCGUGUGCAGCCAAGGGGUGACAAGGACGCUGCUAUCCAGCUGCUGGCUCUUCGAUCUGGGUCGAAUUCGCCUGCGGACGACAGGAAGAUGAGUCUGAAGCGAAGAGAAAGCGAUGGAGAUGCACCUUGGUCCUCGACGCCUAGUCGCGGAAAAGCUGCUUCCGAGCACGCCGCUCUUACUGCUUUGUCUAGCUCAACAGCGGCAGAGAUCACGGGCAGGAAGAACGACGAAGUGAUCGGUGGGUUGAGCCCUUCGCCUGUUUCCCGGACGCUGGCGUCUGGCGCGGGAUCGACGUCGGCAGUUCGAGUGAUGCCAAUUUCCACACCAGGACCUUCCUCUCGUUCGGGUGAAAACCCUUUCAGUCUCGACAAACACAAGAUCUCGCCCUACGAAGGUCGUCGAAAGCUCAGCUACUCUGGUGCUCCCGCUUCUCCGAUUGCUUCGCCGACGCAUAUCACUUUCGUAAACAGUGGAAUCGGUGGUGGCAUUGGUAUGGGCAAAAGUGUCUCCUCUACUUCUACUUCGACUGGUCCACUUGGGGUUAAGCUUCCUCCUCUUGUCAGUACGCCUAUCCGACCUUCUUCGCAGACCGAGGGUACUGAAAUGGGUAUGGAGAGAAUCAAGAUGGACUCUUUGCCGCCAUUGCUCGGUUCAGCAAGCAAGAAGUUGGGCGGCGGUGCGGGAGUGAGUGCGCCGAUGAUGUCGACUCCUUUCUCCAAGCCUAUGAUGUCGAAUCUUGGGUAUUCGGCGAUGCGACGUGGUGAUUGCAACUCCACCAUGGGUGCCACUUCUGCCAUGCACCAUGACGGGUCAAUGGCGAACUCAGUCCGUCCUUCACCAUCUCGUCACCACUCCAACGACCAAUUCUCCUCGCCUCAACAUCUCAACCUCACCGAAUCUUUGGGUUUGGCCCCACACUCGAUCUCACGCACUUCGUCCUACGCAUCGGCAUGCUACGCUUCAUCGUUAGGGUUGACCCCCAGUGUAGCCGGAAUGUCAGGUGGCCUUAUUGUUGGGGCAAGUGGCACGCCGUUCCAUUCUGGACUUGGUGCCUUGAGUGGCUUAGGUGGCUUUACUCCGCUUUCCACCGCCAAAGUGGGUGGUAGUGGAGUUGUUUUCUGGCCUGACAGCACUAGGAAGUCGGCCAUGAAAGGGUCUCCUACCGUGUACAAGUCUCACUCUCAGGCGGAGGGAUCGAUGAGGAAGAGCGCAAAGAGGAAAUUCUCUACUCUCAGUCGCGCCGCUGCGGCUUGCUCCAAGUCUCGCACUGCUUCUCCAGUUCUGGCUGCGGGCAAAGGCGACAUCUUCGACGCGGACUACAGGAAGAAUGUUUCUGCCGCAGGUGGACCCAGUAGCGAUGACACGUUUAGUGACGAUGACGAUGUGGAAAACCUCAUGUCCAUUGGCGCACUAGAUACACCCUCUAGGCCUGCGGCGAUGAGGAAGUUACCCAGAACCAGUAGUAGUGGUAGUCACAAGCUCGCACCUGCACCCACUACACCGGCUAGGAACGCAGAGAGAGCGAUUGUGGUCCAGAGGUCUCCGUUGGGAGUGAUUAAGAUCAAUUACUAA
This is a messenger RNA of Ustilago hordei, 3225 nucleotides long. RefSeq lists its product as uncharacterized. Lineage: Eukaryota; Fungi; Basidiomycota; Ustilaginomycetes; Ustilaginales; Ustilaginaceae. The transcript has a single exon. The record is from RefSeq and is a predicted model, not a curated record. The coding region runs from base 1 to 3225 and encodes 1074 amino acids.